AAGUAUCUUCAUCCUACGGUAAGAUACGGAUUUCCCACUAAAAAACAGUAACAAUCUUCGAGAAUCCGAACUGAAGUCGCUUUAAACCCCCCUCUGUAUUUGUUGGAUUCGUAUUGUAUUAUUGGGUUUGCAUAUUUCCUUUAUCUAUUUUCCUUCAACUAUGGAUGCUCAAUUCAAGCCAAUUUCAACCACUAAAACAUGCCUCUGAAUGUGUUGUGAUCACCCAUUACAAAAUCAGUUGCUCAUAAAAUAGAAAAUUCAGUUGACCAUUAGUAAUCUUUUCUCUUCUGUGCCAUGCUGAACUUCUGCUAUUAUUCUUUUACCAUUCAUGAAAACGUUGAAAAAGUUAAAACAAGUUACAUCCAUGAAUGUGCUAAUAAAAAAUUCAUCUAGAAAUCAAUAUAAAAAAAUGCAUAUACUUGCUGAAAAUCAGAGCAGAAUUAGCAGUGUCUGUAAUAAAGAACCCCUAAAAGGGGUUUUGAAAAUGCUCUAUUCUAUGGACAAAGCAGAUUGUAAUACCUAUCUUUCUCUGUUAACAACUUGCAUUAAUAUGAAGGCAUUGAGAGAAGGGAAGAGGGUUCAUUUGCAUUUAAUCAGAACUGGUUUUGAGGUGGAUAUACAUGUGGGGAAUAAGCUUGUGAUAAUGUAUGGGAAAUGUGGAAGAUUUGAGGAUGCACGCCACGUGUUUGACGAAAUACCUGAACGAGAUGUCGUCACAUGGUCAGCCAUGAUUGGAGGUUAUUCUCAGAAUGGUCAAGAUGAAGAUGCUGUGAGGCUUUUUAGGGAUAUGAUGGUGUUUGGUGUGAAGCCAAACCAGUUUACGUUCGGCAGCGUGGUGAAUGCAUGUGCAAAAUUGGAAGCCUUGGAGGAAGGCAAGCAGGUGCAUGGAUAUGUAGUGAAGAUUGGUUUUGAAAGCAAUUCUGUUGUGGGGAGUGUGCUUGUUGACAUGUAUGCGAAAUGUGGAAGUAUAGAGGAUGCACACAAAGUGUUUGAUGAAUUACCUGACCGGACAGUUGUGGCUUCGACUGCAAUGGUUACAGGGUAUGUUAGGAAUGAGAGAGUUGACAAGGCUAGUGAGCUCUUUUGGAGAAUGACUGAACGGAAUGUAGUGUCAUGGAAUGCAAUGAUUGCAGGGUAUGCUCAGAAUGGACAUAAUGAAGAGGCAGUGAAGCUUUUUGUACAAAUGCGAUGCUGGGGUAAUAGUCCUAAUCAGAGUACCUUCUCCGCGGUUCUCAGUGCUUGUGGAAACCUAGCAGCUUUAGAAAAGGGAAGGCACAUCCAUGGUCUUAUCAUCAAAACAUUGUUUAAACUAGGUGUUUUUGUUGGCAAUGCACUCACUACUAUGUAUGCAAAAUGUGGUGUCAUAGAAGAUGCAAGACGAGUUUUUGACAGAGUUACUGAACAAAAUGUUGUUACAUGGAAUGCAUUGAUCGCAGGAUAUGCCCAACAUGGGGAAGGAGAGGAGACACUUAAUCUCUUCGAACAGAUGCAAAAGGUAGGAAUGAAGCCUAAUCAUGUUACUUUCCUUUGUGUCCUGUCUGCCUGCAGCCAUGCAGGUUUAGUGUGCGAAGGCCAGCACUACUUUUAUUCCAUGUGUCAAGAUUAUGGUCUUGUACCAAGGGUAGAGCACUAUGCUUGUGUGGUUGAUCUUCUUGGUCGUUCUGGGUACCUGGUUGAAGCAGAGGAGUUUAUUGAAAAAAUGCCACUGAAACCUAAUGCUGGUUUGUGGAAGGCCUUACUCGCUGCCUGCAGAAUCCAUGCAAAUUCAGAGCUAGGUCAGCGUGCAGCUGAAAAGAUUUUUGAAUUGGGAGAGCAACACCCUUCAACAUAUGUGAUACUAUCAAACAUCUAUGCUGAAGCUGGUAGGUGGAAUGAUGUAGCAAAGGUGAGAGUACUUAUGAAAGAUAGAGGGGUUAAGAAGGCCCCUGCAUUUAGCUGGAUUGAAGUCAAGAACCAGGUGCAUUCUUUUGUCAUAGGAGACCGAUCGCACCCCCAAACAGAGGAGAUCUAUGCAAUGGUAGAGAAGUUGACUAAGCUAAUGAAGGAGGCAGGGUAUAAGCCCAACCCAAACUUUGCGUUACAUGAGGUGGACUAGAUUAAAAACGAAGAAGAAAGAAGCCAAUCGUUGUCAGACAAGUAAGAAAUUUGAUUGUUCUCGCAAGAUUACUGUGGCAACCUUUGUGUGUUCUGAGUGGCACAUCUCCACAUUCACCUUAUCAUUCGAAGAGAAAAUAUUUUCAGGUAUUUUGUGGCUCUUUGAUCAUUUCAAGCAUGUAAUAUUUGGCUCACAUGUUUUCUAUGCUUGAUCAAAGAAACAAGUGAAGAUUAUUUCAGAAAUAGCGUUGCGUUUACAUGUACUAACUGGAUAUUAACAUUUUUUCUUACUGUUUGGAUACCAGUUGGCUAUGAUAAGUUCCGAUUUGAAGUUUAGAAGGUUCCAUUUGUUCUGUGGAAUUGUUGCAGUAUUAGACAAUUCAAUGACAAAUCAAGCAUAGUUGUGAUAUUAAAGGAAACAUCUUGGAAAUUAUUUGUCGUGGUCUUUGCAUCUAUCCUUUAGCAUGCUGACUAUCUUUUGUUUAUCUGAAGGCGUAUGAGAAGUUUGGAGGACUAUUAUGAGCAUCAUCUAAAUGCCUCAAAUGCUGUCGCAUGUGCUUCAGAAAACAGACAACGUAAAUCUUUACUUCUUUGUAUAUUUUGACGAGUGAUCAUUAAUUAUCAGCUUUUAAACAGCAGAGAAGCUUGAGGCUUCGUAAUCACUCUCAGUUAAUCUUUCGCUGAAAUCAGCUGAAAACUGAACAUUGUCAUUAAGUAAAUUGAGUUUGAGUCACAACUGCCUCUUGAGGGGAAUGUUUUUAAAGACAACAGGAAAAUCUUCAACUGCAUAGUCAACAAUGGGAAAAACACCUUUAACGAGGCAGGGAGAUUGUGACUUGUUGAUAUGGGCAGAAUUAGAUUUAUUGUUCAAGCAGGCAACAGGAAAAAAAUUGACGGACAAGCUCAGACAGCCUUUCCUUGGAGUAGGUUGGUAAAACAACUGGAAAAGCUUUAAAUACUAUUAGUUUGCACUAAUGCGCUAUCCAAAGUGGGACAUUCGACUUCUUGAGUAGUCAGAACUUGGGGUUCUUCUGACAUGCCUUGUCAAAACAGAGUGUGGAGGAAUGAUUACUGAGGCCAUGAUCUUCAUCGAAGCACAGUGAAGGAGGAUUGGUUUUACCAAAGGUAAUCAGAAAUCAUCUGAACAUGCUCAAUCAAUGAAAUCUGUGUUGGGAAGCUGCUUACAUCCUUGAAAAUACUAAGGAUUAUUCUUAGAGCAAUAUACAUUUUGUAUAGUUACUUCAAAUAUGCCUUGCAGAGAUAUAUUUGAUGUAAAUGCAGCUUAGCUUCCUACAACCAUAUAUUGUCCAGCAUACUUUGAGGAUCAGAGACAUAAUAUUUCAACAGUCCAUAGUAAAUGUUGUAUGCUUCUGGAUUUAACUGUGAAAUAUUUUAACAUCAUUGUUUGUAGUGUGAUCCAAAAGAGUUAAAUCCAGAAGCAUACAGCAUUCAUAACUUGAGGAUGUAAAUAAAAUUUACUCAUUAUUACUCUAUAGAGGUCAUGCCAGAAGAUGCAGUAGGGAAUUGACUGAUAUAA
This is a messenger RNA of Cryptomeria japonica (Japanese cedar), 3631 nucleotides long. Its product is annotated as pentatricopeptide repeat-containing protein At2g13600. Bases 329 to 2095 code for a protein of 588 amino acids. Gene Ontology annotation, biological process: RNA modification. NCBI's taxonomy places the organism in Eukaryota, Viridiplantae, Streptophyta, Pinopsida, Cupressales, Cupressaceae. The transcript has 2 exons. The record is from RefSeq and is a predicted model, not a curated record. Gene Ontology annotation, molecular function: RNA binding; protein binding.